AAGAAAGGCGCCAUUUUUGUGAAAACUGCAAGAUAGCAGAACUUGCCAGAAGCUCAAAUUGAUAUGAUAUUUAACCUAAAUCAUCUAAUGAAUAAUUUUAUUUUUGUAUGGAUGUGAACCAAGAAUGUCAAGGAAGCAGUUAGCAGAGGUUCUUCAGUUACUUCAGGGUAACCAGACCAAGACGGUGUUUGAGGGUCGAGUUCUCAUCCUGAAGAUAUUGGAGGGAUGUUUAUCAGACACCAAGAGAAUUGCAGAGUCACUGACCAGUAGCGGUGAGAACAGCGAAUGUCACACGGUGCUACAGUGGUGCCACCACCAUGUGGUCAGUAACAGAGAGUACUUUAUCCCCUCCACCCACACGUCAGGGGACGAAACCCCCACCCUGGGCAACACCCGCAACACUAGGUCACCGCAGGAGGAGUUACUGUCCUUUGCCUUCACUCGAUGGUUUUUGCUGAAGAUGAUAUGGCUGCAGAGUAAGCCAGAGUGUGCAGGGUUACAUGACAAGUGUCAGAAGAUUUCUGUGGAGCUUCUGCAGGUCAUCAAAUGGGGCGACCUCUUCUCCUUUUCCCAACUCCUGACUGAACUUAUUUAUACCAUCGCAGAACUGGUCAAGAUCAAUGAAAACCUCUACAAUGGAGAUGUGGGGAGCACACUGCAGAGAUUUUCUGUAGACGAGGAGACGGUGAAGAGGAGCUUAAAGGACCCAGUGAAGGAUGAAGGUGAAACUGAAACAGACAUCAUCACUAUACCAAGUUUGGACAUAUUUACUGUAGAGGAGUGUGAAAGUUUACAGAUGAACUUAACGAAGGUAUUGCUGUCCUUGUGUGAUGACCUUGAUUUAGUGGGGAAUCCCCUGUGUGACGUUGUUUGGGGAGCCAUGUGCUGCCAUCUGGAAUUUUAUGAUAUUGAGAUGAAAAUUGAGUCACUGAGGGUAAUAGAGAAGCUGUUGUUAGCUGGACUUCCACAGAUUCACAUACACGACUACUUCAUAGCCUGUCUGAGUGCUCUAGUAGAACUGCUCUGUGAGGGCUGUAAGGAGGCAGAAAGCAGAGAAAGACAGGAACUAGAGGAGAGAACAGCCCAGGUUCUGUUAAGUGUGUGUCUGGCCGACAAGAAGCCCCUGGCCCCCAGUCACCUAUCAGACUUCCAGCAUCAGAACAUCCUACAGAAAAUGUGUCGCCACAUCCAGCAACAUGGCUUCCACAACCUGGUUACUGUUGCCAUGGCAAUGUCCUUGUCUGACCUCCUGAGUCACUGCUUAGAGGCUCUUACUGUAGCUGGUCCCUCAGAAGGGGAAACCAAACACAUCAAAGACCAAGUCUUCUCUGUACUGUUACAGGAAGUUGGAAAGAAUACUAGGUCACAGUACCUGGUCAGGCCUCUGGUGAUUUUGUUAAUGUCUGACAUCAAACAGGCAUAUAGUGGACUAACAGAUACAUCAGUUACCAUGGCAGUGGACAAGACAGAUACAGCUCCAUCACAGUUCAAACGCAAAAGAAAGGCAGAUGAACAGCCUACUCAGCAGAAGGCAAAGCCACCACACAGAUACCUGAGGCUGAAAUCAAAGAUUAAAAAACUGAUCAGCAGCCUAAAGGACCCGAAUCAGGACAAGCAUGCUGAGAUUUUGGAGGGGAUUCACACAGCUCUCAAGGUGAUCAGUGUGGGCGUCAUGACAAGUUUUGAGGCUUCAUAUAACCACAAAAAAAUUCUUCCAGAAGAUGCAAGCUCUGUGUUGCUAUGGUUACAACAUGACCUUGUGGAGAGUGUCCUUGACACCUGGAAGUUGACCCUGCAGUACAGUCACCACUGGAACCCUGAUGAACUGAAUGUAAACACCCUGUCUAUUGUUAGAUCUAUAGUGGCUGUGCUGGACACACAAGAGUGGACCGAUCAUGAGGAUACAAUGUGUUGGAUGUUGUCAUUACCAUGGUUACUAAAUGAUCCCUCCUGGAUGGACCUGAAACCCGUCGAGUCUAAGACAGUCAGCAAGAUCAGUCAGGAAAUCUCCGAUAAAUUGGAUAAUGAAGUCAGAUGUGAGUGUCUCAGGGGGCUGUCUUUGUUGCCUAAAGAGGUUUCUCCUCAGUGGAGGGUACAUGUGUACCGACAGGCAUGUACAGACUCAGAUACUGAAGUCAAAAUAGCAGCUGUACAGUGUCUGCCCAUGUUACUCGUUCAUCUGGGACCAAAUGCAAAUCACCUGGUUCAUGACCUUUUGCUACCAAUGGUCAAUACAACUGAUUCUGUAACCCAGGAAGCCCUAGUCUCCAUAGCAGGGAUACUGGCCUGUGUCAUCUGUAGAAAGGCUGUACUCAGGAAAGAGAGAAAUAAGUUUGGUUUGGUGGAACACAGUCGUAAAAUCCAGUGUUUAUCCUGUGACAAUCUCCUGGAUAAACAUGAGAAUGCUUCAUCAAAAGAGAGACCUAAACUUGUAGAUCCAAACAUGUUCUCACCAUUCCUGAAUCUGAUUGGUCGACACAACACCCAAGUGAAACUUAAACUGAUUAACUGUAGUCUAGAGAGGAUCUUUGGACACAUUGGAGUCCGUUCUAAUAAUAGUUCUACCAUACAGAUGUUAAAGACGUGCAUGUCCCUCAUCCAGGACCCUGACUUCGGGGUCAGAGAACAGUUCAGUAAGAUUAUUGGUUCCAUGGUCGGGGAGGGAAACAGUGACUCCAAUCAGCUGAUUGUUCGAACGCUGAAAGAGACGCUGGAGUCAGCAAGGGUCCAACAGAAUAUACGACUCCAACAGACCGUGAUACUAACUAUAGCUCAGAUUGGCAGGGUAGCUGAGGAUGAGCUGUUACUUGUGGUCAUUAUUAGUUUACUGGAAAACAUGCUGUCUAAAGUACAGUUGAUCGCAGCAAUAGCAUACCAACAGCUUAAAUCGGUGGCCAAAUACAAGAAAACCAAAACUCAGAAUUUGUUUCUCAACUCGAGACAGCAGAUUUGUAAGUUUCUGGUGACAGCAAUGUUAGACUCACAGAAGAGCAAUGCUGGCAGAUCGGCAGAUGAGAUAUUAAGAGAUGUGGCUGAUGUUUUGGAUUUCAGAGACUGCAAGUCUUUUCUGAAGGCGGCGGGGAAGUGUAUGAUCCCUCAAUUGGUCAGUACAGCAUCAUCAGAAGCCUCCUCCCUCAUUAAAAUGAUCGCCACCAUCCUAGAUCUACCAAGUCGUAUGAAACUGUUACUGGAGAACAUUAAGUAUGUGUUUGCAUACCUCGUUUGUUUCUGUCAGCGCAGUGAAAUGGAGCGAGCCAUCAUUUUUCUUCAGAAUGAGACUGACCUUGAACUUGCCCAGCUGUUGAGGAUGAAUUUCCAGGUGGUACAUCAGGAACUCCUUCUGUAUCUCAGUACCCACUAUAACCAGGUAUUCAAUGGACUGCGACAUCUUUCCACCUAUGACCACAAUUACACGGGUCCUAGAGAUAUCAAGACUUCAGAACAAAUGGCCGAUUACCUCCAGCCCAGACUUCUAGGGGUCAUCGCUUUCUUUGAUUUCCAGCUUCUCAACGCCAGCACUCCAUUGUCCGACAAAAAACUGACAAUGGAGAGCCUGACAGCCAUUAUUAAACUGAUGGGGAAGAAACAUAUAGGAACAAUUCGACACAAAGUCAUCGGAACCCUCAGAAUUGGACUCCAGUUCACGGAUCGAGAGUUCAUCGAGAUUAUUUGUCAAGCCUGGAACUGUUUUGUUAAGAGCCUAGAGUUGCCUUUCCUUGGACAAAUGAUGUCCCAGAUAAUUGCUACUCUCCUACCACUCCUUGAACACCUGCCUAAACAAGUCGCGGAAAUCAUCAACUUUAUCAUCGUAGAUAAGAGGUACCAAGUUUAUACAGAGAAGCUGUUUGUUCUUGGUUCUCUUUUCACUCUCUAUAAAUUCUCAAAAUGUUACUUUGUCUCCUAAACAAUUUUCCUUAUUUCAAUUUCAUCCCUUCUUUUCAGAGGAAAUUUCAUCAACUUUGCAUAUUGUGA
Molecule: messenger RNA, 3972 nt
Organism: Saccostrea cuccullata (small rock oyster)
Lineage: Eukaryota; Metazoa; Mollusca; Bivalvia; Ostreida; Ostreidae
Product: serine/threonine-protein kinase atr-like
Exons: 33
Coding region: 125-3904 (1259 amino acids)
Biological process (GO): DNA damage checkpoint signaling; telomere maintenance; protein phosphorylation
Cellular component (GO): nucleus
Molecular function (GO): protein serine/threonine kinase activity
Source: RefSeq, a predicted model, not a curated record